Messenger RNA from Phyllopteryx taeniolatus (common seadragon), 3479 nucleotides. RefSeq names its product rhotekin a (gene rtkna). The coding region runs from base 464 to 2497 and encodes 677 amino acids. The transcript has 11 exons. Gene Ontology annotation, biological process: actomyosin contractile ring assembly; signal transduction; mitotic cytokinesis. The record is from RefSeq and is a predicted model, not a curated record. NCBI's taxonomy places the organism in Eukaryota, Metazoa, Chordata, Actinopteri, Syngnathiformes, Syngnathidae. Gene Ontology annotation, cellular component: actomyosin contractile ring.
CCGGUCACUCCCGCAGAGGCGCGAUGGCCUUUUUGUCAAGAGCUCUCUUGUCUUUGCACAGGACACUCGCUCGCAUUCACAGUCGUGACAGUGGCGCACAAAAGAGAAGAGAGAUGCGUUUUAAAAGGCGCCUUUAUUCUCCGGCUGGGUGGUGACCGUGGGCGCUCUGAGUGGAUCAUUGUGGAAAAGUAGGAGAAGGAGAAAGAACACGCGGAUGAGUUGCGGGAUUUUCUAACUAUCUCGUCACCCAACCACCCACGAAUACCUCAGCCUCACUCGCGGUUUGGAUGACGCGCCCCAAUUUUUUACGCGUCGCUUUUACGCACCGACUUGCGAGACGCCAGGGAACGCCGUCAUUGGGAUCCGGUACCUAUUACAGUGACGUUUAAAGUCAUGUGGCGUCUCAAUCUCGGUGGUCAACUUUAAAGAAGAACACACUUCUGGAUCUCUGUCUAUGUAAAGGAUGCCGGUUGAUAACUUGGCAAACAUGGAGGAAAAACUGUGGAUAUUGGAAGACCUCAAUAUGAUGUACAUCCGUCAGAUUGCUCUCAGCUUGCAGGACAGCGACAUCCAGAAAAAAAUCGACCAUGAGAUCCGGAUGCGCGACGGGGCCUGCAAGCUGCUGGCCGCCUGCUCGCAGCGAGAUCAAGCCUUGGAAGCGGCCAAGAGCCUGCAGACGUGCAGCACCCGCAUAAUGGCUUACAUGUCCGAGCUGCAGAAGAUGAAGCAAGCGCAGGUCAUGCAGAAGGUGACGCGGAGGUCGUCGGACGCGGGGCCCAUGGACGACAGGCUACCGUGCAAAGGGAAAGUGGCCAUAUCAGAUCUACGUAUACCUCUCAUGUGGAAAGACACGGAGUACUUCAAGAACAAAGGAGAGCUCCAUCGCUGUGCGGUGUUUUGUCUCCUGCAGUUAGGAGGAGAGAUCUUUGACACGGACAUGGUGAUAGUAGACCGCACGCUCACGGACAUUUGCUUCGACAACAGCAUUGUAUUCAGCGAAGCCGAUCCUGCUUUCGAGCUGCGCGUUGAGCUGUACAGCUGCUGCUCAGAGGAGGACUUCUCGGCGGGGAGUACGCCUAGGAAGCUAGCCAGCAAGUUGAGCUCCUCCUUGGGCCGCUCGGCUGGGAAGAAACUGCGGGCGGCCAUGGAGCCCGGCCCGUGCAGCCCGGUCAGCAAUGGAGGGGCAUGUCCUCUUUUGCUACCCGUUCCUUCUGUACCGGGCCCCAAGUACCACCUGCUAGCUCAUACCACCCUGUCGCUGUCACACGCCCAGGACAAUUUCCGCACGCACGACCUCACCAUUUCAGGCAACGAAGAAUGUUCCUACUGGCUGCCUCUCUACGGAAGUAUGUGUUGCCGGCUUGCAGCCCAGCCUCAGUGUAUGACCCAGCAGAUGAUGAGCGGACCUUUGAAGGUGUCGCAGUUGGGAGCCGGCCCUCACAAUUGGACAAAAGUCUAUGCGGUCCUGAAAGGAACUAGCCUCUCCUGCUACAGACGACAAGAAGACGUUCAGGACGGCGUCGACCCAGCUUUCACCAUCGCCAUCAACAAGGAGACCAGGAUACGCGUGUCGGAUAAGGACGCUAAGGGCAAAGCUCAGAACGUUUGCAUCAGUAACCAGUACGGCGGCGAAGACGUCACGCACACGCUGACCACAGACAGUCGAGAGGAGACACACAGGUGGAUGGAGGCCUUCUGGCAACACUUCUAUGACAUGAGCACGUGGAAGCAGUGCUGUGAUGACUUGAUGAAAAUUGAACAGCCGUCACCACGGAAACCAACUCCCGUCACACCGAAGCAAGGCUCCCUUUACCAUGAAAUGGUUAUUGAGUCGUCAGAUGAGUUCGGCAGCAGCGUGUCGGACAUGUUGGCUCGGAGGAUGCGGGAGUUGGAGCUGCGCAGCCAGCUGGGCGCUUCACCAACCUGGAUGUCCCUCUUUGAGGAGAACCACCCCAAAAGCGCCGGCCUCCCUCGUCAGUGUACCUCUCGCCUGCCCGGCCUCAGCCCCCUCGACCCCCACCGCCUCUCCCGCAGCCCCGCCAGCUCCCCGCGGGGUCUCCUGUCCUCGGACGCCAGCCUGACGUCAGACAGCGACAGCCACUGCAGCACCAGCCCUUGCUCCCGCCACCACGGCUGGCCCGAGCCCUUGCCCGGUUUCUCCCUGUCGUCCCCCUCCCGCCUGAGGCCUCGUACGCUCUCGCUGGACGCCAAGCUUAGCACGCUGCGAGGGAGGGGAUACGGAGCAGGGGGCGCCUUCCACUGCCCCUGCCAGCCUCCCUCUUCGUCGCGCUCGCCGCUCUCCCAGCGAAGCGCGCAGACCGCGCUGUCCUGCUCCAGUUCCACCUCCAGCAGUAGCUCCAGCAACAGCGAGGGCUGCGGACACAGCCCGGAGACGUCCGACUGCGCCGCCUUCUCGCGGCCCUCGCCGGCCAGACGCAGCCUCAGGAACCUCAGGGCCAGACUGGACCCACGGAACUGGCUCCAGAGUCAGGUGUGAUCUCAAUCCGAGGAGGCCUCUUCCACGAGACUGGUGACAAUCAAUGGGAACUACUCACCCCACUUAGAGGCACUUUGGGUCAUGCUGCUUGGGAGCACCUGCCUACCUUUCCCCAUUUCAAACUGGAAGCUACUUUUGACUACUUUAACCAUUUUCCAUCAUGAUAUAACUAUCAUGUCAUCUCUGUUCAUUCACUUGCAGUUUUGUUGAGACUAAAUCAAGUGUUUUUAUAACAAAGGUGUCCAGUAUGUAUGCUAUCAAUACAAGUGAGCAUGUGAUGGAAUGCGUCUAAAGCAGUGGUGUCCUAACUAUGUUCCAGGGGCCAUUUGCAGCCUGACGUCCGUUUUUUAGCAGCCUUGACAAAUGCCAAAAUUAACAUUUGACUCAGUACAUGUCCGCAUUGUUCUACAGUGAUGCCUUGAGAUACGAGUGACUUGAUUUGCAAGUUUUUUGAGAUAACAGCCAUCGUUCGGCCAAUUUUUUUUUUACUUUGAAUUGCGAGAAACAAAUUGAGUUAGACCAUUGCAUAGUGGCAGUGAACUCAACUCUCUUUACAACAAGCAGAGGUUAGAACAGAAGAAUGGCAUUACCAUUCAUUUCAAAGGGGGAAAUAUGAUUUUAGUUAUGUGCAUAGUCACACAACAAAGGCACCACCACUAUUUAUUUAUUUUCUAAACUUGGUUACCAGAGAAGAGAAGAAGAAAUGUGUUAAUCUCUCCUUGUUUUCCCACCAAUCACACAUCACUAAAAAUCAUCACAAAAUUUAUAUUCAUAACAUCCAGAUGAAUAAGGUAUUUCAGUCACAGUAGCCGCCAAUCGCGAUUGUGUGCUUCACUUUCUGCCCCGUGUCAAGGUCAGCUUAGUACAUUUUGCUCUUGUUCUGGUUCGGACUGUGGAGAAUACUGCUGCUCGGUACAGGGUUGUAUGUAUUGUUGUGGGCUACAGGGCCACUGACUACCCCAAUCCAAUUUGCGUUAUCACC